AUGGCGAUGAGUCCGCUGGAACAGGCUCUCAUCGAGACAUGGACUCUUUACGCAUUUGGAAGCGUCGCCAUCAUGCUGAGAAUCUUCUCACGCACGAGAAUGGUCGGCAUCGCUGGAUGGCAUCCUGACGACUAUCUGAUCUUCUUUGCAUGGGCAUGCUACACAGGCAUGACGAUAGCCGCUCAUAUUGUAGGCGGAACCGGCGAUACUUCGCACCUGACGAUGGAGGAACAACAGUCAUUCACCCCUGAGCAGGCAGCCGCACGCCAAAAGGGUAGCCAGUGGUUCAUGGUCGGUUGGUUCACCUACAUCGGCCUGAUCUGGACUCUGAAGUUGAACAUGUUGUUUCUCUACAGACGAGUGGUUAGUGUAGUGUGGGUAAAAAUGUUCAUCAUCCCCACGAUGGUAUUCGUCGGCGCAACUGGUAUCUCAAUCUGGAUUCUGCUCGGCACAGCAUGUCGACCUUUUCACAAAAUAUGGCAGAUUUUGCCAGACCCAGGCCAAUAUUGCAUACCGCAAAGUCCAGCAUUUUUGGUAACCAUACUGGUGCUGAAUCUGUUCACGGAUGUAUGCAUCAUGCUCAUCCCAAUCCCCAUCAUCAUCCCACUGAAGAUCUCAUGGGGCCGCAAGAUUGGGUUGAUGGUCAUGUUCUCUGGCGCAAUCUUUAUCAUGAUAGCAGCAAUCUUGCGGGUUUACUUCGUUAUGGCGCUCCAACAGGGUCAAACAGCGGCCAUCUGGUCCUGUCGAAAAGACAUCGUCGCAGUCAUCAUUGGUUAA
Molecule: messenger RNA, 777 nt
Organism: Alternaria atra
Lineage: Eukaryota; Fungi; Ascomycota; Dothideomycetes; Pleosporales; Pleosporaceae
Exons: 4
Coding region: 1-777 (258 amino acids)
Source: RefSeq, a predicted model, not a curated record